Molecule: messenger RNA, 661 nt
Organism: Acanthoscelides obtectus
Lineage: Eukaryota; Metazoa; Arthropoda; Insecta; Coleoptera; Chrysomelidae
Source: the annotation of a GenBank genome assembly
AUUAUUCUGAAGCACCUACAUUACAGUUUCCUUCAAUAGCGGCAAAAUAUUAUUUUGUUUUGUGCGUUAGAUGGCGCGAUUAAAUAAGUGUUUCUCAUCUAUGUGAAACCCAGAGAAUCGUGUAACUUUAUUUCCUUUCCUAUCAUUAACUUUAUAGGCUAUAUUUCUUUUACUUUGGAGUGUUCAAUACGCACGGUUUAUCCAAAUUAGUGUUGUACGUGUCAAUCUAAAUAUGCCUAAAGAAAAGGAGUCGUUAUAUACCCGAAAAUACCGAGUUGCUUGGGAAUCCGAUGUUGAACUUAAAGGAUGGAUUGGUCCUGUAUUAGCAGAUGAGACAAAGUCGCUUUGUAAGAUAUGUAAAUGUACUUUAGCUGCACAUAAAAAAGACUUACUGCUUCACGGUAAAAGUAAGAAACAUCAAGAGGCGGAGAAAAGAUCUUUGGCUGGCCCGAAUAGUAAAUAUUCAUUGAUUAUAGAUGAGAGCACUGCAGUCGAUUCCACAAAAAUGCUAUGCGUUAUGAUAAAAUAUUUUAGUAAAAAGCAAACUAAGAUUGUUACGACUUUCUACAAACUUAUCGAAAUUGAAAAGGGAGAUGCCAUAACUAUCUCGGCUGGAGCUAGACGGUUUAAAAUUAGGGAAUCUAAUAGGAAUCGGUGUUGA